AUGGAUUCUCUGUUGGACUCGUUGGAGACAUCGCUUGUCGUGGGCCCUCCUGAACCUCCACCGCCAGGCCCUCCAGAUUUUCUGAACACAGUGCUUGGCACUCCACUUGAAGGGAAAAAGCCUGGCACAUCAGCGAUAGAAUCUCUUGUGUCGCCGGAUCCCGACCGUCCAUAUGUCACCCUCACAUUUGCUCAGUCUCUGGAUGCAAAGAUCGCAGGUAAGGCUGGGCUGCAGCUGAUCUUGAGUGGGGAGGAAAGUAUGAAAAUGACGCAUUGGAUGCGGACCAUGCACGAUGGGAUUUUGAUCGGCGUUGGCACCGCAUUGAAUGAUAAUCCUCAGUUGAACGUCCGACACCUGCCAUUCCCCUCGCAGGAAUCUCAUUUCCGCUACUAUCAUCACCCUCGUCCUCUGAUUCUCGACUCCAACCUACGAGUCCCACCCAAAUGCAAGCUCAUCGCCAAUGCCGCUCUCGGAGCCGGCAUAACUCCUUGGGUCGUUUCGUCUCGUCCACAGAAAGUGGACGGAUUUUGGGCGAACGAGGAUGAAGAGGCUAAAGCCAAAGCUUGGGAAGAAAGGAAAUCGGUCCUAGAAAGAGCAGGCGUCAAAGUCAUCUUGAUCGAGCGGCAACCUCUUCACCUACCAUUACCAGAAGUGCUGCAAGCCAUACGCUCGGAAGGCAUCCGAUCUGUCAUGGUGGAGGGUGGCGCUCAGGUCAUCAAGUCUUUUCUAUCGUCUUCGUCCGAACAUGGUUUGGUUGACACUCUCGUCAUCACGGUCGCCCCUGUUAUCGUCGGCGCACAUGGCAUUGGAUAUGCCGAUGGGAUCGAGAACAUUCCGGGGCUGCGCCACCUGAGGACGGAGGUGAUGGGGAGGGAUACCGUCGUCGGCAUGAACGUAGUGUCCUGA
Heterobasidion irregulare TC 32-1 is the source of this 906-nucleotide messenger RNA. RefSeq lists its product as uncharacterized. The record is from RefSeq and is a predicted model, not a curated record. The transcript is spliced from 5 exons. Gene Ontology annotation, molecular function: 5-amino-6-(5-phosphoribosylamino)uracil reductase activity. Bases 1 to 906 code for a protein of 301 amino acids. Lineage: Eukaryota; Fungi; Basidiomycota; Agaricomycetes; Russulales; Bondarzewiaceae. Gene Ontology annotation, biological process: riboflavin biosynthetic process.